This is a messenger RNA of Danio rerio (zebrafish), 2042 nucleotides long. RefSeq lists its product as uncharacterized. Lineage: Eukaryota; Metazoa; Chordata; Actinopteri; Cypriniformes; Danionidae. The record is from RefSeq and is marked validated.
GCCAUUUCAAAUGCUGCAAGUGGAAGAAAGUUGGUACAUGCUUGGGUUCCUGCUGAAUGGUGGCCGACUGACCGUGGAUCGGUGAGAGUUUUCGCUGUUAAAAAGUACCGUGAGCUUCACCAGAGGUCAAGACAAUGCUUGUCAAAGCACAAUAUCGAAACCAAAAGAAGUUCAUAAAAAUCCCAGAGGCUUGCUUUGAUUUAUUUUUAGCAGAGGUGAAAGAGAAGUUUUCAUUACCACAGGAUCUUGUAAUUACAGUUACAGAUGAAACUGGUACAGAGGUGGACGAAGAUGUGUUUCCUGAUCUAAUGAGCACCAGUGGACUGCUUCUUGUUAUAAAUGCUUUAAAUGACAGUGGACCCUCCACACCUCAAUCUUCAGCCAGCUUUGAUACAGAUACACUCUCUUUAACUUCAAAAAGCAGUGAGGACAGUGACUGGUUUAGUCCAAAACGCUUUAGAAAGGACGAGGAUGAGGCUUCACAAAACUCACAGGCCAGAGAUUUGAUCAAACAAAUUCUAGAGACAAGACCAGGUGGAGCAAAUGUGCUGAGGGAGUAUGAAGAUACGGGGACAAUUACUGAUGAGACAAGAAAAGUUAUGGUGAACAUUCUAGUAGCCCACAUGAUGGAGACAGAAGGGAGAGUUCCACACCGCCUUACCAAACAGAAGUAUGGUUUGGGAAUUAUCACCUUGUUUCCCUCACUCAGAGAUCCCCAAGGGAGGACUGGAUAUGAACAUUUUUAUGAUGGCCAGAAAAACUCUGGAUUCUUGUCGUGGCGACUCAAAACCGUACAAAGGGGGACAAAACCUUCUGGAAAUAAAGAUGAUCCUAAAACAGAGGAAAAGGGGGGUCCUUUGCUUGACCGACAGCUGUGUCACCCUGAAGAUCAGCUGGACAGUGAUCAAAGUCUAGAGGCCAUCUCUCUGAUGAAUCAUACAAGCGACCGUGAGGUCAUCAUGCAGAAGAUGAGGGCAACAUUUAAAUACAGACAACGUCUUGUGCGUGAUCCAGAGAAAUCCACCACUAUUCUCUCUGUUUUUCCUCGAUUUCUGGAUACGAAAGGAUUGAUUCUCCAGGACUUUACACUCCUGUUCGGGUCAGAAACGGCUUCCAGACUCUUGGAAAGGUGGCCAACAGUUUUCAAGUCAAAGAUUAUCAAGCUAGCAGAAACCUUGACAUCCACUCCACUGCUGAAAAGAUUGCUGUCAUCUGCCAAACAGAACAAAGAAAGCAGCGAGGCAGAGGAUUUCCCAGAGUGGGACAGUGACAUAUCAUCCUUUCUUCUACUUCUGCAUUUUUUGUCGCCCCAAGUUUCUGGAAGAAAGAAAAUCCAGAAGAUGAGCAUCUCACAGGCAAUUGACCAUCUGGUGGUUUUUCAAAAGGCAUGCCGGAGUAUUCAGGAACACCUCGAGACAGAAGACAAUCGUCAACCUUACAUUCUUGCCAUAGGAAGCAGCAAGGAAGCCAUCAGUCAGUUCUUCAUUGUGCUUGACAAAAAGCUCAUCCCAUGUCAAGAAUCCUCUUCACUAGCGGCAAUCGAUGAACUGUUCAAGGUCCAUUUUGUGUUCAGUAUCAGUUAUGAUCCUCCACUUAAAGGUUUGUUCACAUUUCUCCAGACCACAGUGUACAGAAUUGAUGUUGGCAGCACAAGUGAAACCCCAAGGGUGAAGGAGCUCAGAGCUAAAUUACUGAAUGAUGUUUAGAUGCUACAUCUGUAAAUCACUGUUUGCUACAACUGUAAAAUUAAUUCGGCACCUUAAACUUGUUCAUAGUUUGUAUCCUGGCAAGAAGUUUGAGUUGGUUUGUGCUCAGGAUGGUUGCUUCCUACAAUUUAAAAGUUAUGCAGGGUUUAAAAAACAUUUAACCAGAUUUCAUUUUAGGGGUGUGGCAUCAAGCAGUGGUAACAUAUCUAUUCAAAAUCAGCAUGCUCCAAAUCCUGACGAAGCACUUGUGUCUGACACAGAGCAAAUGACAGAUAAUGAUGCUCAAGUGGUUGAAUGUUCUUCUCUUUCAAGGGAUAGUUCAAGGGAAAUGUGUGC